Messenger RNA from Nanorana parkeri, 1983 nucleotides. RefSeq names its product synaptotagmin 11 (gene SYT11). Gene Ontology annotation, biological process: regulation of calcium ion-dependent exocytosis; calcium-ion regulated exocytosis; regulation of dopamine secretion. The coding region runs from base 128 to 1420 and encodes 430 amino acids. The record is from RefSeq and is a predicted model, not a curated record. Lineage: Eukaryota; Metazoa; Chordata; Amphibia; Anura; Dicroglossidae. Gene Ontology annotation, cellular component: synapse; membrane; axon. The transcript has 4 exons. Gene Ontology annotation, molecular function: phosphatidylserine binding; clathrin binding; calcium ion binding.
GCCGCUGGGAGAGGCCAGAGUUCGGCAGCGGUGGGUGGGACCUUGGCUUGCAUCAGGACCAGCGCCCGGAUCAGCAUCAUCUGCAGCAUCAUCAGCGGGACAUGAAGUAGAGCCGAAUCGGGCCAGCAUGGCGGAGAUCACCAGCCUCGCCCCCAGCUACGAUAUGUCGCCCAUAGCGGCCGGCUUCAUUGGAGCCGCCGUCCUGGUCGUCUCUGUCUCAGUCACAAUUUUUAUCUGGAGUUGCUGCGUCAACCGGGCGGAGAAGAAAAACAAGAAUCCUCCAUAUAAGUUUAUACACAUGCUGAAGGGGAUCAGUAUCUACCCAGAGACACUCAGUAAUAAGAAGAAACACUUGAAUAUCCGCAGAGAUAAACAGCCCGUAGAUGCAGAGAAUCCACGGGGGAACAUAUUGCUGGACAACGCCGAGGUGGGCCUGAUGACCUCAGAGAAAGGUCCCAAUGGCCUAGCUACUGCUACAUCCAUCAACCAGCUGCCCAUUACUAUGAACUACGGAGAUGAAGUAAGCCCAAGUCAAAGUCUGACCUCCAGCGCCAGUAAGACGUCAUCCCCUUGCUCUCCCGACGAAGACGUGGCCCUCGGGACACUGACCCUCUCCGUGGAUUAUAACUUCCCCAAGAAAGCUCUGGUGGUCACCAUACAGGAGGCGCACGGCCUACCGGUGAUGGAUGAACACUCUCAUGGAUCAGACCCAUACAUCAAGAUGACCAUCCUGCCAGAUAAGAAACACCGGGUGAAGACUCGGGUCAUGAGGAAGACCCUCAAUCCCGUCUUUGAUGAAACCUUCACCUUUUAUGGCAUCCCCUACAGCCAGCUCCAGGACAUCGUCCUUCACUUCCUCGUCUUGAGCUUCGACCGCUUCUCUCGAGAUGACGUCAUUGGAGAGGUGAUGGUGCCGCUGGCCGGUGUGGACCCCAGCACCGGCAAAGUGCAGCUAACCAGGGAAAUCAUCAAGAGGAACAUUCAGAAGUGCAUGAGUCGGGGAGAAUUGCAGGUCUCGCUUUCUUACCAGCCUGUGGCGCAGAGGAUGACCGUUAUCGUGCUGAAAGCCAAACACCUCCCGAGGGUGGACAUCACCGGACUGUCAGGUAACCCAUACGUCAAGGUCAACGUUUACUACGGCAGGAAACGCAUCGCCAAGAAGAAGACUCAUGUCAAGAAGUGCACGCUGAGCCCCGUCUUCAACGAGUCCUUUAUCUACGACAUCCCCUCCGAGCUCCUGCCAGAAAUCAGCAUUGAGUUCCUGGUCAUCGACUUUGAUCGCACCACCAAGAACCAAGUGGUGGGCCGCCUCAUCCUGGGAGCACACAGCGUCACGGCCAACGGCAUCGAACAUUGGCGGGAGGUGUGUGAUAACCCACGGAAGCUGGUUGCCAAGUGGCACAGUUUGUCCGAGUACUAAGGAGGGGUGGGGGUGGCGGUGUCUUCUCCGAGCAGGGCAGAAGAGCAGGGUGAAAGGGAGAACACAGUUUUGGCGGUGGAUGGAAGGAAGGUGGGCAGGAGAUUGUCCAUUUUUUUUUUUGUGUAAUCCUGUUGAACCCCUCCCCCCCAGUGACCGAGGCGCCUUUGAAGGCCUGCCGAACGCUGACGGGGUUUACCCUCGUUUUAGUGGUAGAUCAAACUUUUCUAGACUGUCAAUUCUUCUGAUGUUUUGCAGGACACUAUAACACUAACUUAACCACCAGAUAAGGUGAUGCUCUCCGUACGUACUCCUAUAUGGACUAUAUUCCUGUGUUUGCAUGUGUAGGCAGGCUCUAUCCGUCUGUCUGUCCGGACGCCCUGUGCAUGUCAUCCUCACCUCCCUGGUCCCCGGUGGCUCUGAGGCCAGUGGAAGCUGUUGGGCUUGUACACUGUGCACCUUUCCCUUUUUAAUAGCCUGGUGACGGCUCCCCCCCUCCCCAUGUUUUGGUUUCCUGCUUUGUGUCUUAUUUAUAUUUCUAUAGAUUUGAGCUCAAAGGAAAAAAA